Zingiber officinale is the source of this 3278-nucleotide messenger RNA. Its product is annotated as protein SMAX1-LIKE 4-like. The record is from RefSeq and is a predicted model, not a curated record. The coding region runs from base 426 to 3227 and encodes 933 amino acids. The transcript is spliced from 3 exons. NCBI's taxonomy places the organism in Eukaryota, Viridiplantae, Streptophyta, Magnoliopsida, Zingiberales, Zingiberaceae.
UCUUUCACCAACAUAUGCAAGCACAAAAAUAGGCGAAUUAGGCCAAAAGAAGGCGCAGAAAGAAAGCGAGAAAUCGCUGAAGUGGAUGUAGAAAAGCACCCCCAACACUGCCUGCAACACCCACAACAGAAAAAAGCCACACUAAAGAGAGGGACGUGAUAGGAAGCAAAAAGAGAGCUCCUGCUGCAUAAAGCCCUGAUCACCAACUCUCUCCAAUCCCCACAAAGCGUAGCAAUCACCAACACACUUAUCCUACAAUCACAAGUACUCCUUGUUCUUUCACAAGCCAGCAAGCAGCUCCUCUCCACCAUCUCAACACGCACCUCCAUUCAAACACCCACUGAGCAGCACCAGUCGUUGGUGUUGCUAAAAAGAGAAGAAGAAGGAGAAGGAGUAGGAGGAAGAGAAAUAUUGGAGGUUGAGGUAUGAGAAGUGGAGUUUGCAUAGUGCGGCAGGCUCUCAAUGAUGAGGUUGCCUCGGUCCUCAAGCACUCCGUCAACCUGGCUAGAAGGAGAGGUCAUGCCCAGGUCACACCCCUGCAUGUUGCUGCAACCCUCAUCAGCUCCUCCUCUGAGUCCACUGACGUUCUCAGGGGAGCUUGCCUUAAGUCCCAACCUCACCACCCUGCCAAUCACCUUCUGCAGUGCAGAGCCCUUGAGCUCUGCUUCAAUGUAGCUCUCAACCGGCUCCCCACCACCGCCCCUCCCUCCUCUGGAUCACUCCUCCCUCCCCCUUCCUCCCUCUCAAAUUCCCUCAUUGCAGUUCUCAAGAGGGCGCAGGCCAACCAGAGGAGGGGCUGCAUUGAGCUGCAGCAGCAGCAACCUCUGCUGGCUAUCAAGGUGGAGAUGGAGCAGCUCAUGCUCUCCAUCCUGGAUGACCCUAGUGUGAGCAGGGUGAUGAAGGAGGCUGGCUUCUCUAGCAGCAGCGUCAAGAGUAAGCUUGAGGAAGAAGCUUCUAGUUUGAGCCAGUCCUCUCCGUUUCUGUUGGACUCUGGCAAGGACGUCACCGACAUCGGCAGAAAAAUGUGGCAGUGCCCAAGCCUUGGUUUUCCUUCCAAGGCCUCUGUAAGUGAGGAGUUGAGGUCAGUCAUCGAAGCGAUGCUAAGAAAGCAGGGAAGGAACGCCAAUAUUGUGGUGGUGGGAGACUCAGUCUCCAUGACGGAGGGCCUUGUGACUGAGCUGAAGGGGCGGCUUGAGAGAAAUGAGGUCCCUGAUGAGCUCAGACAUGCCAGUUUCAUAAAUCUUCAGUUCUCUGCCAAUCUUAGGCUGAUGAACAAGGGUGAGGUGGACAUGAAGCUGUCUGAUCUCAGAAGCACCAUCAAUUCUUUAACAGCAGAUAGAGUUGGACUCAUAAUCUACGCAGGGGAUUUGAGUUGGAUAGUGGACGAAGAAGCAAGAGAUGGAUGUGGCUUCAACUAUGACCCAGUGGAGCAUAUGGUUGCGGAGAUGGGUAGGAUUUUCUCCGAGUUCAAGAGCAACAUUGACAACAGGUUAUGGCUAUUGGCUACUGCAAGCUACAGCACGUACUGGAAGUGCCAAAUAAGGCAGCCAUGUCUUGCGACUCUAUGGGCCCUUCAAGCUGUGGUGGUUCCCUCUGGUUGGCUUGGCUUGGAUCUCCAAGUUUCCAGUUGCCUAAAUUCAAGGGUGUUGAAAUUUGACGAGUCCCCAUCUCAACUGCUUCAAUCAAAGAUUUUUAGUUCAAAGGAAAAUGAGAUGCUCCUUUGUUGCGACGACUGCACAUUUAACUACGAAAAAGAAGCAUUAAUUUUUAAGUCAGAAACCCCAUGCUGGCUCCAAGCAACCGCUGAGAGCGAUCAAAAGAAAGCUUUGCCAGAAUUGAAGAGGAAGUGGACCAAGAUAUGCCGAAACCUUCAACAUAAUCACUACUCUCCAUUCUUCAAUCAGAGUCUCAUCAGCAUGAAUUACACCGGGUCUUUGUCCAAGUCCAAUUCAUGGUGGCCUGACAGCUUCUUCGCCAACCAAAACAAAACCUUCAUCGAACAGCAUUCAUUAUCUUUUUCUGCACCCAUUCAAAAUCUUUAUCCUGGAUUCUCGAUGGUUGAUAAGAAAAACAAGACAGGGAACUCAUCUGAGGAAAGCUUCAGUUCCCUUAAAAUUUCAACAGAUCACCAGGUUAAGACGACUCUUGCAUUAUCCAAUCCCUCCUUCUCAGAUUCGGCAACAUCAAAAAACCAGACAAGACUAUUGAUGGCAGACCCAACAGCUCUACAACGCCAAUUGCAAGUGGAAAUUCCUUGGCAAUCAAAGAGCAUUCCUUUGAUAAUGGAAGCACUGCAUGAGUGUGUUAGUGGUGAUAAGAAGUCUAUGACGCUCCUGAUAAAAGGUACUGAUUUUGUUGCCAAGAGAAGGCUAGCUUCAGUCAUUGCCAAGUCCUUCUUUGGAUCUACGGAUAAGAUAAUCCAGAUUAAACAAAAUGUCUCAUGCUGUGCAACUCUCUUGGAUGCCUUGAGAAAGGACCGGAAACGUGUGGUCUUGAUAGAGGAUUUCUGUCAAAUGAAGGCUGACUUCAUUGAAUCAUUCACGGAUGCCAUAAAAUUUGGAUCUUUUAAGAGCAACACAGGUGAAGAAGUGAGCUUGGCUGAUGCCAUAUUUAUAUUGACCACUUCCAAGUGUUCAAAAUUGAAGGAUUCCAGUGGCAUCAACAAGGUAGUGAUGAUGAAACUUUGUUCAUCAUCCUGCUACACCAAAAGGAAGUCAGAGAGUGAUCUUGAGAGCUUAGCAAAGAAGCCAAGAAAAGAAGACCACAGUUUUGAUCUCAAUUUCGUAGUGAACAGCAACACCGAGGAGGAAAAUGUUCCAAGUGAUCUAACACAGGAAGCAGAAUGCAUCAGCCUCCAUCUCCCACAAGAGUUUCUAAAAUCCACUGUUCAGCUCACAUUAGAUGCAGGUCAUAGUGAGCGCCAAGAGGUGAAGCUCAAUCUCCUCUUGAAGCUCCAUCGAGCAUUUGAGGAAGUGCAGACGACUGGCAAUGAUGGAACAGGGCGACUUUUCAUCGAUCCAGAAAUCGCGGAGGAGUUAAUGCAGGCGUCUGAUUUGUUCUCGGAGAGCUUCUUUGAGAAGUGGGUGACAGAGGUUUUGCAACCGAGUCUACUAACUGCGGCAAAAGGUAGGAACUUGAGGUUGAGUUUGGACGGGAAAGAGAGAUGGAAUGUUGAAGAGUUUGGUUUCAUGGCUUCUGUACUGCCAAAUAGGAUAAAUGUGGAUUGAACUGUGCUGUAAUCUAUCAGAAUUAGUAGCAAAAUUUCCACUCUUAUUACA